Ceutorhynchus assimilis (cabbage seed weevil) is the source of this 3642-nucleotide messenger RNA. NCBI's taxonomy places the organism in Eukaryota, Metazoa, Arthropoda, Insecta, Coleoptera, Curculionidae. The record is from the annotation of a GenBank genome assembly.
GAAAAAUAUUUGGCCAAAAAUCUAAAGAAAAACUUCAUCCCUGUUGCAUUUAUAUCCAUUUAAAUCCAUCUCUGGGUAGUAGGGACUUUUAAAAAUCGAAAACUUCUUGAAACGAAACCUCAACAGUCGCGUGUUAACAACAGUAACGUUUCGCGCUCCUUACGACCCAGAACCGUUCUUUUGAUGUCAGUCUUCUUACAUGAUUUCGUUCUGUAAGACCCUCAUACGACCAUACGAGUAACUUCAAUUUUUUUUAAAAUUAUUUACUUUUGAAUUAGUGAGGUGUAAAAAUUGGUGGAUUAUUUUUAGUGCGAAAUAGUGUUUUCGAAAUAAAAUUCUGUUUUUGUGUGUCGCCGAUGAGCUGAUUUAAAAAAAAAGAAAAACACCAAAGUUAAGUGAUUAAAACAUUUUUCCUAAUUACCUAAACAAUCCCGAGGGUGUCCUGUUAAUUAUCUUUCGAUAGCUCGAAAAAUCAGGAUUAUGGACUAUUUUAUUAAACAUCCAUUUUUGUCACCAUCGUCAUCGUCAGCAAAGAAUCCGAGUGCAAUGUGACCAGAUAAAAAGCAACGACACCCUUAUUACGAGGAAAAAAAAAAGAAGAAAAAUGUCAAAUGAAAAACUUUCUUCGAUGCGGCCAUCAUUUGGCCUGAAUCAGUAAGCGGUGGAUUGGAAUAGGGGAGCGGGGGCCGGUGUUACCCCCCUCGAAAUUCACCCACGCCUGCACUGGCUACUAUGCUAAUUGCACAUUGGAUCCAAGCCCUUGUCGCGUUGCUCGGCUUGGCCGCUGUAUUUCAAAGAGUGAAAUCUGAGGAACACUACAACAAAACAUUGACGCACGGUAUGGGUAUUCGUGGUGGUAAUAGGCAUAGGCAUCACGCGGAAUACCUUGAUUUGUUUGAAAAUAGAGGUCACUAUCCGAAUCCGACGAUACCUCUCGAACUGAUGUUUGGCGAACCAAAGAGAAACCAGAGCGAAAUCCAUCGGCAAUUGAGAAAAGAGUUUGCUCAGGUUAAGGAUUACGCUUUCGGGGUGAAUUGUUGUCCGACAGUGAUCGAAAUGACCGAACCCGAUGGUGGUAAAAACGAUCAGGGGAUGUUUGUGGAGCUUUAUAGAAGUGAUAAUUAUAAACAAAGGUUUUAUGAGCUUUCUUGUCACGCCUCUAUUCUGAACCAGCCCUGUCGAUUUAUGGAGAAGCACCUGCAAAGUUAUUCGAGAUGUGUGCAGACCUACAGUUACACCUACGCUUUGGUGAAAGACACGCCCUCGGUCAGGACCAAGAACCGGCCUACGUUUCCCGGAGCGGCCGGAAACGGUAACAGCAGCUACACGCUCGACUACAUCAGCGUGCGUAGCGGAUGCGCUUGCGUGGUGAUGCCCAGAGAGAAACGGAGACACAAAAAAGACAAGAUCAGACUUAAGUCGUAUAGAAGAAGUAGGCCAUAGAAUUUUGUCCAGUAUUUUUUUUUGCCUGCUACGGCUGUGAUUUUAAGUUGUUGAUGAUCGAAAAAUAGAGUAAUAGUUAUGUGUCCUUUGAUAAUGAUAACUUUAACAUUGGCAAGUGGAUUUUUGAAUUUCUCGUAUCUCUUCUGAUUCAUUAUUUACUUAUAUGUAUAUGCUCCUCAGGAGUUUGUUGCUUUGUACUGAAACCUACUCAGAAGUCCCAGAACUAUCAUUGCUUAGCUACUAGAUUCUCCAUUUUCAUAGAGAUGUCUUCUUAAUUUGUCUCUCUGUUGCAAGUUUUGUUUUUCUGUUUAUUUCUUCAUUUUUCUUCUUACUCUCAGAGAAAAUAACAUUCUUGCUUCUUUGUCGUUGAGCCAACACAUCCAAAACUGAGGCCCAUAAAUAGUAAUUUCUAAGAUUUUUGAUCCCACUUUCUCCACAAUAAUGGAUCUGGUAUAUAAGACCUCAACCGGAAUUUUUUUAACCUAUUUUCGAGCAGCUUGAACAGACUUCAAUGAGAAUUUACCUAUUUUUUUCACAUGUUAAAGCUAAAAUUAUCAUUAUUGAAGCAUACUAUCAUUUUUCGACAUCAAUUUUUCAAAGCUGUGGUGGACUUUUUUUUAAAAAAAAUAUUCUAAUUUAUUUAAUACCAAAGUAUUUUUUUCGCGAAUUAAGUAUAUAUAUUUAAGUGUACAUUUUCUUUAGUGCGCGAGAGUGUUUUCUUUAAGGGACCUUUUUAUUUAGUACCGGACUUUUAACUAAACAUUCCAUUUUUCUUCCUUGUACAGUGUGCUCUUGUGAAUUUUAUUUAUAGACUUUUUUGACACGAAAUAUUUGUUGCUACCUAAUUUUCGUACCACUAAACAUCACAUGAAAUGUUGAGGAAUUUGCUUGUAUCAGCAUUUAUAUACAGAGGGUGGUCGUUAUGUAGGGAAACAGUCUAACAUUUCAGAAAAAUGUACAAUAUUUCCUACUUGAGGGAUUUUGGGAAUUUACAUUUUUCUGAAAUAUUAGGCCGUUUCCAUAGAUAACGACAACCCUGUAUACUAUGAAAUUGUUUAUGGACACAAGCAAUUUUGACCAGUUUCUUUUUAUAUUAUAUGUUUCAGGCUCAGCUGAUACCAUUUUUUUUUUUUUAGAGGAGACAAAAAUUUAUUCAACUAGGAAAUUCUAAACAGCAAAAUUGUUGGUAGAUUGUAGCCAAAACCGUGUAGAUUGAAUAAUUAAAGAUUGUCUCCUCUAAAUGGACUUCUCAAAACUGCUUCAAUUUAAUAUAUUGAAACCAGCUUAUUGUAAGGCAUUAUAACAUAUAGUCGCAGUAUUAUUGCAAUUUCGAAUGCAUUUACCAGUGUAAGAGGAAAAAGCUUACUUAAAAAUAUGAAAACCAUGACAUAAUAUACAGGGUGUCCAAUGUACAGAAUACCACUUUUCAUUAUGCCAAGAAAUUCUAUUUGAGUUUCUGACUUUUUGUUAGAAAUUUCAUUUGCAUCAUUAAAGAAUUUGUCACACUUAGGUAUUUUGAGCAAUAAUGAAAACUGGUUUUCGGAGUACCUACCCUGUGUACAAAAAAUAAAUUCUAUAGAAUAAAAUUCUAUUUCCACUAACAAAGUUGCAUUUACAUAGGGUAUUUCAAUAUUAUUUUUAUUCUAUAGAAUUUUUUGUAUUAAAUCUUAUUAUUAUUAUUUUUGAAAUGUUUUUUGAUAUUAGACUGAUUAAUUAUUAAUAAUAAAUAUUGCCAUAUUAUAAACAAAUAAUGCUAUUUAUUAUAAGCAAGGCUUUUUAAAAAUUAAACGACGUUACCGCAUUAUAAUUUUUUGUAAUUUUUAUAUAAUUAUUAUACCAGGCUUUCAUUUAUUAUAUCAAUCUGUUGUAAAUACCUUUUAAUUAUUAUGGUGCAAUAUUUUUUUACUAAUAAUAUUAUAUUUUUUGAUGUUUUAUAUUUAUUUCAUAACAAAAUUAAUUGUUUAUCCGGCCCUGUAAAUAUUAAUUUUUCUGUAAUUUUGUAUUAUUAACUCACUAUAAUUAUUUAUUUAAAAUUAAUUUUUGUGUUUAUUUCUUAAUUUUUGAUUGAAAAAAAAAAAUGUUAUUUAUUUUUAUAUACAGUUUUAGUAGAGAGGGCUUUUUUUUUGUACUUAUAUUUUAAUAAAUUUGCCUGAAUAAUUUCAAAUUUACUGGAAAAAAUAAAUAAAUCUAUAUAUCUAA